AUGUUUGCAGGCAACGCUGAGGCAACACGAAUGAUGAGGUAUGCGGGGCAUUGUGCGGUCAAGCUAGACUACAAAUAUCACAUUGCACCCUCUGGAAAGCAGAAUUACAUGGACAUCUUGACUCCAUCAGGCUUCCUGUUGGCUUUGUCCAUGGUGCUGAGAGGAGAUCCUCGGGGGUUCUGGUGUCAUUUUGGCAUCAAGUGCGGGAGCUGGAGUCAAAUGAGUCAGGGGACGUCUGGAAGGUCGAUUUGCACGGCUCUGGGUAACCAGGAUCAUGCUUUCGUACAGGAGGGUAACUGUAUGGCUUCGAGGAUGUCGUUGUUGCUGCUGGUCGUGACAGCCAUGUCCGGAGUAUGGUCUGUUGAGCAGCCAAGCGGCAGUUUCCUGGAGUAUUACCCGCGCUUCCGCUGGAUUAUGCAGGCACUGGGUGAAGGUGCAGUAGCUCGGCCUGUUACCAAAGUGACGUGUUAUAUGUGGCAUUAUGGAGCUCCUACGCCAAAGCCGCACUGGGCUUUCGCAAAUGCAAGUGCCAUAAGCCUGCUCUACAAGGGGCCGCUUCGGAAUUGGAAGGAGUAUUGCAGGACUCACCCGGACAGAGUUCGUACAAGCCACCGAUAUUUAGAUGCUCGUGGAGUGAAGCGGUUCCAUGGAAACAAGAACCUCAAGCCCACGGAGCAUUAUCCACCCCAAUUCGGGUUGCGACUCGUGGAGCUCCACGACCAGGUGCUGGCCUCUCAGAAAGGCACGCCCCAGCUGCCGGACGAAGUGCCGUCAGCGAUGGAUACCUUUAGCUCGAUGGCUUAUGAUGAUAUGUGGGAUGAAGGGAUUAAGCAGGUUGCGCAAGAAGGGCUCGACCCCGCCGAGAUCCGUGAAAUGGAGGAGAUGCAACAGCAGCUUCAGCAUCUGGAAAUGCAGGAGAAGAUGCUGCAGAACCAGAAUGCUGAGACGCAGCCGGCCUUUGACCUGGACAAGGAAGCGAAGCUGGGUGAGGCAAGCACCGCGACCCCACCCCGCUCCGUCUCCCCCUCUUCCCUGGCUACGAGUGCGCAGAGCCAGGAGCUAGCCGAGCUCGAGACCCGCGUCUGCAAGAUGGUCAUGCAGGGAACGAUGUCCUUGGAUACAGCAAGUGCGGUCUUGGGUUACCGGGUGACAGGCUGUAGCCCUGACAAGAAGAAAUCCCGAACCACCGAGAACCCCGAGCCCGAAGCGGCCCGAUCCACCUACAAGCCCGAACCCGAAGAAGCUGCUGCCAAUGAUGAGAAGAAGGGUGAUGCUCACGAAAGCGACCGAGGGCCCCCCAAUGACUGUCCGGUGGAGGACGAUGAAGAAGAGGAUGAUGAUGAUGAUGAGGACAAUGCUAAGUCCAGCAAGCCCUCCGGCUCCGGUGCUGCGCCACGGGCUGGCAACCACACCGCCCUUUCCCUUCAGUACGAGGAAUCAGGCUACGACAAGGAUGCCUUCGUGACGGCCGUGCAAAAGAGCAUCGCCCGGAAGGACACGAAGAAAUGCUCUGUCGAGGAGGGGUGGUACUCCAAGGAGGACAUGGCACGGGUUCUGCACUGGAACCCGAAGAAGAUCGCCGGCGCGAUUCGUGCAUGCGAGGCGAACCCCACGGCCUUGGUCAGGUCCUCCAAGUAUGGCGGUGAGAACGAGUUCUGGGUCCAGGUUCGAGAGGUGGGUGUCCGGGAGGUGGCCGAAGAGAGGGAGCAGCGGAUCAGUCAGAACAUCCAGGAGCGCCGUGCUGCUAUCGACGAUGACUUCUCUGGUCUUGAUGACUACAGAAACCGCAUCGACGCCAACCACGCUCCUGCCGUCCAAGCGGCCAGCGAGGCCACCAAAGCCAAAGAAGCCUUCCGCAAGUUCAUUGACAGUGUGCUGGCCAAGAGCGCCAAAAUCCGUGCCCUCUGCCGUGAGCUAGCCAAACAGUACGAUGACCCUCUGGCCACUGCGAGCAUCGCUACCUUGGAGAAUGAUGCCAAGAUGUUGGACGACUCGUACACGUGGCGCAAGGAGAGCGAAGCGAAGAUGAGGGAUGAGACGUACAAGCAACCGGGCUUAAUCCUGGAUCUGUAG
Symbiodinium necroappetens is the source of this 2073-nucleotide messenger RNA. Lineage: Eukaryota; Dinophyceae; Suessiales; Symbiodiniaceae. The record is from the annotation of a GenBank genome assembly.